CGAGCGAUGUGUCUUUGUUUCUUACCACUCAGAUCUUCCUGGCGUUGAUACAUUCGCCAAAUUUACUCGUACAGACCUGGAAAACAUUUCAUCCUAAGUGUCGUCAACUUACAGUCCUCAUGUCUGCCGUGCCACCUGCUCCCCAGCCUGCACAGUUCCAUCCACCUAUUGAAGGAGGGCCUCUUAUACAUCCUGGAAGAUGGCCCCCCAACCUUCCCUGGACGGACAUUGGACACCUAGCCAAGUGGUCCGUCUCGUCCUUCAAGUUUGGAUUUGGGCCAGAAUGUCUACAGGACAAUGAUCCAGAUACUUUUUGGCAUUCAGACGGUCCGCAACCGCAUUUCGUGACCAUCGAAUUUCCUCGAAAGAUGGCUGUCCAAAAAAUCAGCCUCUUCCUCAGCUUCCCUCUUGACGAUUCCUACACCCCUGCUGCUCUUUCCAUCCGAGCAGGAACAACUGCAAGCGAUCUUCAAGAAGUACGCUCGCUUGUUCUCGACAAACCCGACGGGUGGAUCACGUUCGAUGUCUCGGCCGAGCCAUCAGACGAUGGCGAAGGGUUCAAACCUGUGAAUGUAUAUAUCUUGCAAGUCAUCAUCAUCACGAACCACAUGAACGGGAAAGACACGCACCUCCGCGGGAUGCGGAUACUGGGCCCUGUAGAAGAGCCAACACCAUGGGACGAUCCUUUUCCCUUCGUCAGCGUCAAAUUCAAAAUGCAUGAAUUCAUUCGAUGAUCUUGCGUCGUAUUCCAGUCCCCAGGGAGCUUUCGCAGUGUUGUGGAGAUAAUCAAGUGUAUGUUCCUUCAUGUAUACGUUUCCAUUAUCUUUCUUUUCACCGUCAUGCUACG
Messenger RNA from Stereum hirsutum FP-91666 SS1, 847 nucleotides. Its product is annotated as anaphase-promoting complex subunit 10. Gene Ontology annotation, biological process: anaphase-promoting complex-dependent catabolic process; protein K11-linked ubiquitination. The record is from RefSeq and is a predicted model, not a curated record. Lineage: Eukaryota; Fungi; Basidiomycota; Agaricomycetes; Russulales; Stereaceae. Bases 120 to 734 code for a protein of 204 amino acids. The transcript is spliced from 6 exons. Gene Ontology annotation, cellular component: anaphase-promoting complex.